GUUGUGCUUUGCGCUCACAUGUGAUUGAAUGUAAAAAUUCUUAAAAACAAGUUCUAUUUUCAGAAUGUGAACAUUAAUUGUGUGCCUUUGUCUGCUGAUUUAAUAAUAUUACUAUAAUAAUUUGUACAUAAUCAUGGAGGGUCAAGAAAGAGAUCCAAAACUUAAGUUCAAAAGUCUGAAAGAAAAAUGUUCACCGCCAAGUAUGAAAGCAAUUAAAAACAUGGGAUUCAAAUACAUGACUGAAAUUCAAUCUGCUGUUUUGCCUAGAGCUUUAGAUGGAGACGAUAUAGUUGCCACAGCAAAGACUGGAUCAGGAAAAACAUUAGCUUUCUUGAUACCUGUUGUUGAAACAGUGGUUAAAUCUGAGCCAAAUGAGUCAACUGGUACUUUAUGUAUUAUCAUAUCACCUACCAGAGAGUUGGCAAUACAGACAUACACAGUUUUGCAAGAUAUUAUUUCCUUUCAUGGGUGUAUAACAUCUAGCUUAGUCAUUGGUGGAGAAAAUAAAAAGAAACAGAGCAUGGAGCUUUCAAAAGGUGUGCAUAUAGUAGUAGCUACACCAGGCAGACUAUUUGACCACAUGAGAACUAAAGAGUUUGAUUAUAGAAAUGUAAACUGCCUGGUGUUAGAUGAAGCUGAUAAAAUAUUUCAAUACGGGUUUGAAGAAGACCUAAAACAAAUAGUUAACCGUCUUCCAAAAAACAGGCAAACAAUGUUGUUCAGUGCCACCUUAUCAGAGAGGACAGAGGCUUUGAUCAAAUCUGCAAUGAAAGAUGAUUUUCGGGAGAUAAACACUAGUGAAGAUAACAUCAAAGCUACGGUGGAUGGAUUGAAACAAGGGUACAUGGUAUGUGAAACUGAGUACAGAAUGUGGUGGUUGCACAAAAUGUUGAAGAAAACCCAGAACCAAAAAGUAAUGGUAUUCUUUUCAAGUUGCAAAUCUGUUGUAUUUCAUUAUGAAUUCUUUACCAGACAUUGCAAUGCUUCAGUGCUAUGCAUUCAUGGGAAAAUGAGUCAGAUAGAUAGAUCAGCCACUAUGAGGAAUUUUUAUAAUGCUGAAAAAAUAGCAUUGUUUUGCACAGAUUUGGCAGCUAGAGGAUUGGAUAUACCGGCUGUGGAUUGGAUAGUACAGUUUGAUCCACCUUCUGACACCAAUGAGUACAUACAUAGAGUAGGCAGAACAGCCAGAGGUUUAGGGACAGUGGGAAAUGCUGUAUUACUACUGAGGUCAGAAGAAAAUGGAUUUAUAGAUCAUCUAAAAGAGGCCAAGAUUUAUUUAGACAAAUACGAAAGUUGGGAUAAAUAUCACAAUUUACAACCCAAGUUAGAAGCAGCAAUGCAAGAUCCAGAACUUCGUAAAAUGGCAGAGGAAGCUUUCGAGGGCUAUAUCAGAGCACUAGAAGUCAGAAAGUUGAAGCACAUCUUCAACGUUAUUUCAAUGGACAUGAAUAAAGUAGCCAAAUCGUUUGGUUUAGAAAAGGCACCAGAAGUUGACAUCCAUACUGGGUUUAGCAAAAAGCAUCGACCUAGAAAAAGGAUUGCUGCAAUAUUAGCUGCAAAAACUGAAGACAGUAAUAAACGCAUAAAAUCAUGAAUAUAAUUUUAUUUUUAUAAUAUUGGUAAAUUAAAUUGUAAAUAUACUACAAAAUAAUACAAA
Ostrinia nubilalis (European corn borer) is the source of this 1657-nucleotide messenger RNA. RefSeq names its product probable ATP-dependent RNA helicase pitchoune. The transcript is spliced from 9 exons. The record is from RefSeq and is a predicted model, not a curated record. Gene Ontology annotation, molecular function: ATP binding; nucleic acid binding. The coding region runs from base 134 to 1594 and encodes 486 amino acids. Lineage: Eukaryota; Metazoa; Arthropoda; Insecta; Lepidoptera; Crambidae. Gene Ontology annotation, cellular component: nucleolus. Gene Ontology annotation, biological process: maturation of LSU-rRNA from tricistronic rRNA transcript (SSU-rRNA, 5.8S rRNA, LSU-rRNA).